This is a messenger RNA of Fusarium poae, 174 nucleotides long. RefSeq lists its product as uncharacterized. The transcript is spliced from 2 exons. NCBI's taxonomy places the organism in Eukaryota, Fungi, Ascomycota, Sordariomycetes, Hypocreales, Nectriaceae. The record is from RefSeq and is a predicted model, not a curated record. The coding region runs from base 1 to 174 and encodes 57 amino acids.
AUGCCCGCUGCCAUGGAACCCACCCAGCAAGCCCCUAUGACCUCUGACAACGGAGAUAUUGUCACGCAGCAGCCCACUGCUGAGCCUCAGCCCGACAUGUCCAUGCGAGGUGGUGAAGAAGCUGGAUGCGAGAUUUGCUGUGGCCUCUGCGCCUGCGACGAGGGAUGCUGCUAA